AUGAACAGGCAGUUCGCCUAUCCCAAAGGCUACAGUGCCUACCCUCGUGGAGGAGGCGGGACCUUCUCUAUAUCACCUCAUAGAUUCCAACCACGUUCACAACCAGCGUUACUACGAAGACGACAACUCCUAAUCAAACUACCCGCCAUCGCCGGUCUUUCACUCCUCGUCUUAUUUUUCCUUAUUCCAUCAUGGCGUGCUAUAAUCCUUCCUACACUAUCGUUCGGCUUGUUCUCUACAACGCGCGAUGAUCUCUCGUUAGAAACUGUUCGGUACUACGACCUUUCCGACGUACAGGGUACCGCGAUGGGAUGGCAUCGGGAAGAACGGGUUCUUAUGUGCACUCCGCUACGUGAUGCGCAAUCCCAUCUACCAAUGUUCUUCUCGCACUUGCGCAACUUGACAUACCCACAUCAUCUGAUUGAUUUGGCGUUCCUCGUGUCCGAUUCGAAAGACAAUACCCUGAACUUACUCUCGUCAUUGCUUACCGAGCUUCAGAAUGAUGAGGACCCCAAGAUGCCAUUUGGAGAGAUUUCGGUGAUUGAGAAGGAUUUCGGACAGCAGGUCAAUCAAGAUGUGGAGAGCCGACAUGGUUUUGCUGCGCAGGCCAGUCGACGGAAGUUGAUGGCCCAGGCACGGAACUGGCUUCUCAGUGCCACGUUGCGACCAACGCACAGCUGGGUAUAUUGGCGAGAUGCGGAUGUGGAGACUGCGCCGUUUACCAUCUUGGAGGAUUUGAUGCGGCACAACAAAGAUGUCAUCGUUCCGAAUGUCUGGCGACCGCUUCCCGACUGGCUCGGCGGAGAACAACCAUAUGACCUAAACUCAUGGCAAGAAUCCGAGACGGCCCUUGCCCUGGCGGACAGUCUCGACGAAGACGCUGUCAUUGUAGAAGGUUAUGCAGAGUAUGCGACCUGGAGACCACAUUUGGCCUACCUUAGAGAUCCAUUUGGUGACCCUGAUAUGGAGCUCGAAAUUGAUGGAGUGGGCGGUGUCAGUAUCCUGGCCAAGGCGAAGGUAUUCCGAUCAGGCGUUCAUUUUCCCGCCUUUAGCUUUGAGAAACAUGCAGAAACGGAAGGAUUCGGCAAGAUGGCUAAACGCAUGAAAUACUCCGUCGUUGGUCUCCCGCAUUACACAAUCUGGCAUUUGUACGAGCCCAGCGUUGACGACCUCCGCCAUAUGGAAGAAAUGGAACAAGAGAAAAAACAACGCGAGGCCAAAGAAAAGGCAGAAAAAGCGGAAGCAGAGCGACAGCAAAUACUCAAGGAUCAAUUGAAGGAUUCUACGGAUGAACGGGAAAAGGACGGGAAGCAACAGAUAGACAAAACAGAACAAACAGAGCAGAUGGAGAGAGUGGAAAAGGCACACCCGAAAGCCGCAGCAGGCGAAAAAGUUGAUAGCGGGAUCGAAAACGAAAGGCGACCUGCUAUUCCAGCAAAGGGUGAGAACGAAGCUGCUGAUGCUGGUCCUGUUCCGAAGGACUCAAAAUCUAACACAGAGGAGAAGACUCGACAAGAUUCUUCUAACAACCACAACGAAAAACUACAAGAAUAA
Molecule: messenger RNA, 1554 nt
Organism: Talaromyces marneffei
Lineage: Eukaryota; Fungi; Ascomycota; Eurotiomycetes; Eurotiales; Trichocomaceae
Exons: 4
Coding region: 1-1554 (517 amino acids)
Biological process (GO): protein N-linked glycosylation; cell wall mannoprotein biosynthetic process
Cellular component (GO): mannan polymerase complex
Molecular function (GO): alpha-1,6-mannosyltransferase activity
Source: RefSeq, a predicted model, not a curated record